ACAAAGGGCAUGGCCGAUUGCAAAUCUGAUAUGAACAGGUAGAGGCGACAAAAGGGCCCCUAAGGAUCAGGCUAGAUUGCCGAACCUAUAUUCUCGAACGAUUCUGCAGCUGCCAGGUGGGUCUUCUCGUUGCCUGUUAGAAGUAAAUCACUUUGGGAAGGAAGAAAGGAAGAAAGAAAGAAAAAAACCCUCUGUUUGCGAUGGCGGAGAAGAUGGUGAAAUCGGACCGAUGGGGUUAUCAAGUGAGGACUACCUCGGAUCGUUGCAUAUCUUCCAUCGAUUCUUACUAUCACCAGGUUCUGAGUUAUGGAAGGAAUAGAUCAGUUAUUCUGGAAGCACCAAAAAGUGAUCCACAGUGUGUUCUGGGCAACAUUUUGGCUGCCCAUUUCCUAUCCUCUUCUGAUUCUUCUCGUGCUCAGCUUCUCGUCGACGCUGCCAAGUCUCGUCUGGAAUACGCUACUUCAUACGAGAAGGCAGUCUUCGAGGCUGUUAUGUGCCUAAUUUCUCCCGACGGAGAUUACGACGCCGCCGUCGAGCUGCAUUCGAAGCUUUUAAGCGAUUUUCCUAAAGAUCUUGUAUCGUUGAAGAGAGCUCAAGUGCUAUGCUUUUAUUUGGGCCAGCCGGAUGCAUCUUUGAAGCUCGUCGAACAGUCGCUACCAACAAAUGAGCACGAGGAAUAUAUAUAUGGCAUGCUUGCAUUUCCGUUACUCGAGCUUGGUCGGAUGGAAGAAGCAGAAAAAGCUGGGAAAAGGGGCUAUGAGAUCAGAAGGGACGAUGCUUGGUCGCACCACGCUCUUUGCCAUGUUUAUCAGUACGAGUGUCGUUUCAAAAAAGCAGUCGAGUUCAUGGGCGAUUGUGCGAGCUCAUGGGGUUCAUUGUCGUCUUUCAUGCUUACGCACAACUGGUGGCACGUCGCGCUAUGCUAUUUGGAAGGCGCUGCUCCUCUGGAAAAAGUGCGAGAAAUUUACGACGAUUGCAUAUGGAAAGAGCUGCAAAGAAGUGAUGCAAUGCCGCCAGAGGUGUACUUAAAUGCGAUUGGUUUAUUGUUGCGCGUGUAUGUUCGCGGCGGGGAAGAAAUUUUCGAGGACCGUUUAGCGAAUGUAGCUAAAUGCGUCGCAGAUGAAGCCGUAUGGUUUCUCGAAUGGCAUCUCGAUAUCUUGAUACUGUGGGCCUUAUCGGCUGCGGGAGAAUUUGAAAAGGCAGAAGAUAUACUUAAGGGCUUAAAAUCGAGGAUUUCGUCGAUGACAAAGAAGAGACAACAGUUGAUGCAGAGAGGACUUUCGCUUGCAGAAGCGAUUCAUAUGUUUGGUAAGGGUGACGACCAAGAGGCGUUAGAACAUUUUGGGCACGAAUUUGAUGCCAUCGACUAUAAGAUGAUUGGGGCAUCCGAUGAGCAACUCGACGUGUUUACUGAAGUUCAUAUCCUCUUGCUGCUGAAUACCGGAGAAUCUUCGAGAGCUAUUCAAGCUAUCGAAAAACAGAUGAAGAAGCGGGAAGGAGCGCCAUUCUUAUGGCAUCUUUUGGAAAAGGCAUAUGCGAGUUCAGGACAAAGAGACGAAGCUGCGCGAUGCGGAGAGAAGGCGAGGGCCCUCGAAACUGCGUAUUUCACUAAGGUAAAUAUGUAAACAAACGCGAUCUUGUAAUAAUGUUCGACUAUGUAUAUCAGCACACGCUGUAAUGAAAACUUUGUCGUUGAGCAAUAAUGACGGUUCCUUGUUA
Molecule: messenger RNA, 1719 nt
Organism: Andrographis paniculata
Lineage: Eukaryota; Viridiplantae; Streptophyta; Magnoliopsida; Lamiales; Acanthaceae
Exons: 14
Coding region: 201-1625 (474 amino acids)
Biological process (GO): mitotic sister chromatid cohesion
Molecular function (GO): protein binding
Source: RefSeq, a predicted model, not a curated record